UUGCCCACUGUGGAGCAGCAGCAACAUCAUCACUUGAACAAACCGUUCCCGUCCCACGCCCCGUACACUACAACAAGUUCGGAACAUACGCCGGCCGGGUCCUAUACGCAUACUCACUCGGUGUCCGCUCAAGGUGCAUCCGCCUCAGGAGCUAAUUCCGGUGCCGGUGCCAGUUGCGGUGAGGGUAGGAGUAGUAGUAGCACUAGCAGUAUUGUGUCCGUGCCUGCCCUAGCCAGUGUGGGCAGUCCUGCGAGGCCGGACAGCCAAUCAGACUAUCUGGUACAGCAUCGUCUGGAUCCGUCUCCGGCUGUGAGAGAUGAUUACACCGCGGGAUUGCGAUCAGUUAAAUCAGCCGCACCGAUACAUGCGCACCACGGUCCACCUUCCGUUUCCACCGGACUUGGCCAGCCCGUGUCACCUGCUACCACUCACGUAAGCAUCCCGUACAUUUACACCGGGUCUGCAUGA
Molecule: messenger RNA, 468 nt
Organism: Echinostoma caproni
Lineage: Eukaryota; Metazoa; Platyhelminthes; Trematoda; Plagiorchiida; Echinostomatidae
Source: the annotation of a GenBank genome assembly